Anolis carolinensis (green anole) is the source of this 2472-nucleotide messenger RNA. RefSeq names its product thimet oligopeptidase 1 (gene thop1). The transcript has 13 exons. Bases 270 to 2399 code for a protein of 709 amino acids. NCBI's taxonomy places the organism in Eukaryota, Metazoa, Chordata, Lepidosauria, Squamata, Anolidae. Gene Ontology annotation, cellular component: mitochondrial intermembrane space. The record is from RefSeq and is a predicted model, not a curated record. Gene Ontology annotation, molecular function: metalloendopeptidase activity. Gene Ontology annotation, biological process: proteolysis; peptide metabolic process.
UCUCUCUGUAUCUAUAGAUCUCAGGGUGGCGUUUUGCCCGCACUUCCGGCUCCCAUCGCCGACAAGUCAGAAAGGGGCGGGGUUUGUCCACACGCCACGCCCUCUAGGAGAGUGGCGUUCUUCUCAACACUUUCGGCUCCCGUAAGGGGCGGGGUUUGUCCACACGCCACGCCUCCUGGUGGGCGGUUCCUUAAGGAGGCGGGGCCAGAGGAUUGGCAGCAGAAGCACCGGAAGCAGCGGAAGAAGCAGCAGCAGCAGCAGCAGCACACAUGGCUCCCCCGACCGAUCCAGCGCGAGAGGGCCCUCCGCCGGCCCCGUCCCCCUCGUCCCCACCCCCGGGGCCCCCGUGUCUGCGCUGGGACCUGACGCCGGAGGAGAUCCGUGCGGGGACGGAGGAGCUGAUUGGGCGCACCAAGAGGGCCUACGACGCGGUGGCCGCCCUGGGGCGCGAGGAGGUCUCCACCCAGAACACCCUCCUGGCCCUGGCCCACACCGAGGCUCAGUACACCGCGCAGCGCAGCCAGCUGGACUUCCCGCAGCACGUCUCCCCGUGCCAGGCGGUGCGCGCGGCCAGCACGGAGGCGGACAAGGCGCUCUCGGCCUUCGACGUGGAGACCACCAUGCGGGCGGACAUCUACCAGCGCCUCCUCUGGCUCCAGGAGAAGCUGCUCACGGGUGAAGGUGGCUCCCCACUCAAGCCGGAGGCCGAGCGCUACCUGGAGCGGCUGAUCACGCUGGGCCGGCGGAGCGGACUGCACCUCCCGCAGGAGACUCAGCAGCGAAUCAAGGCGAUCAAGAAGCGCCUGAGCGAGCUCUGCAUCGACUUCAACCAGAACCUCAACGAGGACACGACCUUCCUGCCCUUCACGCGGGAAGAACUGGGGGGCCUUCCGGAGGACUUCCUGUCCUCGCUGGAGGCGGAGCCGGAGGGGCCGGAGGGGUCGGGGGGCCCCCGCCUGAAGGUGACCCUCAAGUACCCCCACUACUUCCCGCUCAUGAAGAAGUGUCACGUGCCCGAGACGCGCCGGCGCAUGGAGGAGCGCUUCAACUCCCGAUGCAAGGAGGAGAACUCCGUGAUCCUGAGGGAGGUGCUUGACCUGCGUGCGCAGAGGGCCAGCCUGCUGGGCUUCCCCACCCACGCCCACUUCGCCCUCGAGAUGACCAUGGCCAAGGACCCCGGCACCGUCCAGCACUUCCUGGACGACCUGGCCGAGCGCCUGGCCCCGUUGGGGGAGGCCGAGCGGGCGGAGCUUCUGGAGCUGAAGCGGGGGGAGUGCGAGGGGCGGGGCCUGCCCUUUGACGGACAGCUGCGGGCCUGGGACCUGCGCUUCUACAUGAACCUGGUGGAGGAGCGUCGGUUCCGCGUGGACCGGGAGCGGCUGAAGGAGUUCUUCCCGCUGGAGGCCGUCACGCUCGGCCUGCUGGGCCUCUACCAGGACCUCCUCGGCCUGCGCUUCCGCCCGGAGGACCCCCCCCCGGCCCCCGCCCCCGCCCCCGCCUGGCACCCCGACGUCCGGCUCUACUCCGUGUCCGACGCGGCCUCCGGGGAGCCCGUGGGGCACUUCUACCUCGACCUCCACCCGCGGGAGGGCAAGUACGGCCACGCGGCCUGCUUCGGCCUCCAGCCGGGAUGCCUCCUUCCGGACGGUCAGCGCCAGCCGGCCGUGGCGGCCAUGGUGGCCAACUUCUCCAAGCCCACGGCCGGGACCCCCGCCCUCCUCCAGCACGACGAGGUCGAGACCUUCUUCCACGAGUUCGGACACGUCAUGCACCAGCUCUGCUCUCAGGCGGAGUUUGCGAUGUUCAGCGGGACGCGUGUGGAGCGUGACUUCGUGGAGGCUCCCUCGCAGAUGCUGGAGAACUGGGUCUGGGAGGAGGAGCCCCUCGGCCGCCUGUCCCGGCACCACCGCUCCGGGGAAGCCCUGACCCACCCGCUCCUCACGCAGCUCGUCCGCUCGCGGCAGGCCAACGCCGGCCUGUUCAACCUGCGCCAGGUCGUGCUGGCCAAAGUGGACCAGGCCCUGCACAUGCGCCCGGGCGCCGACCCUGCGGAGGAGUACGCGCGGCUGUGCGACGAGGUCCUGGGGGUCCCGGCCACUCCCGGGACGAACCUGCCGGCGUGCUUCGGGCACGUGUGCGGGGGGUACGACGCGCAGUACUACGGCUACCUGUGGAGCGAGGUCUUCUCCAUGGACAUGUUCUGCACACGCUUCAAGCGGGAGGGGCUCCUCAGCCCCCAGGUGGGGCUGGACUACCGCCGGGAGAUCCUGUCCCCGGGGGGCUCGGUGGACGCCUCGGAGAUGCUGCGGCGCUUCCUGGGGAGAGACCCCCGCCCAGACGCCUUCCUGGCCAGCAAGGGCCUCCCCGCCCCACAACAAGCACCCCGAGCCCACCGCUAAUCCAUCCAUUACUCAUUAUUGAUUUAAGGAAAUGGAUGAAUUAAAGGGGAUAUACGUCCUGGAACGGGAAAUA